GUGGUUUUAAUAUAUAUCAAAAUGGCGCCUGCGCCUGCUAUGAAGAAAUAGUGAAAUCGUCGACAAAAUAUACUCGACGCCUGAACAAAAAGUUAUAUCAAACUUGAAAACUUGUUCUUCCAAGUGUGUUUAUAAAAGGGGCAGGCAGGAUACAACUGGAAGUAAACAGUUUUCAGGGAAGAAAUCUAACAGGAAACUUUUGAUAAUAGUUAUAAGUGGUAACUUGGUGGUGGUGGUGCUUCGAAAUGCCACCUAAAAAAUCUAGAAAAGUUUCCAAAGCUAAAUCGCGCAAGAGAACGAAGGUCAAGAUGAUGAAAACUAAGUCUGAAUCCAACAAACUUACUUUAGAGGGUCUUGUCUCCAGUGUUCAUGAAAAAAAAAUCACAUGCAAAGAAUGCUCCAAAAAGUUUAAAUUUAAAAGUAAUUAUGAAAAACAUGUCCGUACUGAACAUUGUAAUUUACCGGACUGUGUAAAAUGUGACUUAUGCCCAGCGCGAUGUCCUAACGACAACAUUCUUGCCGAACACAAGGCAAAUGCUCACGAGAGACCUAUGUAUGAAUGUUCCACAUGUUCUAAGAUAUUCUCGCGGCCGUCCCACGUGUUCAGGCACAGCCGCCUGGGCUGCGGCACCGGCGUGCCCGAACAGUACCCAUGUGAAAUUUGCAACAAAUCAUUUAGUAGAAAGGAUAAUUUACUGGUGCACCUCAGGUCACACAUCAAAGUGAACAAGCCGUUUCAAUGCAAGCACUGCCAGUUUGCCGCUCACACAUUCAGACGUUAUGUGAAUCAUGUACAGAAAGUACAUUGGCCCAAAUAUUUCGAGUGUGACCACUGUGGUAAGUCAACCACAUCUCGUCCAGCGCUGAUGAAGCAUUUAGAAAUACAUGGAGACAAGAAGUUUGCAUGCGAAGUGUGCGGCUACACGUCGCACACGAUCGAGGUGAUGCGGCGCCACGUGCUGCGCCACACGGACGAGAAGCCGUUCAAGUGCUCGCAGUGCCCGCGCUCCUUCAUCCAGUCCGCGCAGCUGCGGAGGCACAUGGAGAGCCACCUCAACUUCCUGUGUAAAGAGUGCGAUAAGACGUUUAGGUCUCACGCCAGGCUCCAGAUCCACAUGCGCGAGCACAAUGGGCUGGCGCCGCUGCUCUGCUCGUUCGAGGACUGCCCCUACUCCAAGCGGCAGUUCUCCAGCGAGCAGAUCUUCAUCGACCACAUGAAGGCUCAUGAGGACAGAAAAUACCAGUGCACUGUCUGCCAUAAGAAAUACGCCACCGAGAUCAACCUCAAGCGCCACACAUCGACCCACGAGUUGGAGCGCCCGCGCCGCUGCAUGUACUGUGUGACGGCGCGCGCCUACAUCCGCGGAGACAUGCUGGUGCGGCACGUGCGCAGCAAACACCCCGCCAUCUUCAAUGAGUACCUGCUGCAUGUGCGACAAGUGCUGGGCACAAACGACAACAUCGGGCAAGUGCGCCGCUCGGAGCUCGACUCGAUCCUCAACUUACUGGACGCGGUCUCGGACCGGAUCCUGGACGAGCACGACGGCUCCAAGGUAGAGAUGAGAAUAAGAGUUAAAACUGAAACCAUUAACGAUCACCCCUACUCCAAGGUGCUGUUCGCUGGCAUGGAGACCGCCGCCGCGCGCCCCGAGGUGCAGGUGCUGGACAUAGAGACCGGCGGGUCGGAUGAUGCCGCCUCCUCGCCUGAGAAGAAGCCGGAGACGACGCCGGGCGGGCACAGCGCGCUGAUGUCGGAGGCGCAGCUGUCGGAGAGCGUGCGGCGGCUGCUGGCCGCGCUCAUCGACAUGCACACGCUCGAGGAGCUGGGCUGGCCCGGCGAGUCCGUCGACGUGCUACUAGAAAAAGUGAUCACCCAAUGCGACGGCACGCCAGCCGACCGCGGGCGCUGGUCCCGAGUGCAGCGACUCCGAGAGAACUGCAAGCAGCUGUUCCUGCGCGUGGUGGAGGACGCCAGCGUGCGCCGCAUGCUCGAGACGCACACCAUCGACCAGGUGGUGGCGCACAUACUGGACGUCAGCGAGGAGGACCACGACACCGGCAUGCUCGUGGACAGCUUGAGCUAGAACUGUGAUCGAUAU
This is a messenger RNA of Plutella xylostella (diamondback moth), 2099 nucleotides long. The record is from RefSeq and is a predicted model, not a curated record. NCBI's taxonomy places the organism in Eukaryota, Metazoa, Arthropoda, Insecta, Lepidoptera, Plutellidae.